AACAAGGAAAGAAAGAAGCAACGACAAAAAGAAAGAAGUGCAGUUAAGAAUGAAUUUCCUUCUUAAUUUCUGUGUUCCUAAGGUGACAAUACAAAAUAGAAUACAGUGUUAUUAUUAUUUCCCUUUAUUCUGCAAUCUUUUUAUUUUCCACGGCAGCAGGGGAAUUAUCCACUAUUUCAAAGCAGAGAGUAAUUCUCCUAUUUUUGUUUUCCUAUUUUCAUAACAGACAAACAUUGCAGAGAUGUUUUAGUUCAGGGUAAAGUUUUAUCGCGCUUGGGUUUAAGAUCAAAUAAGUCGUCUUGUUCUCCCUUCUGACAGUGAUAGUGCAGGAGUACGCACUCUCAGUGUCUCAACAGAAACUGAGCUUACAAUCUUUAUCUAUCAUCAUCAUCAUGAAUAAGGAACAUCUAAAUCAAUCAACAAUCUCAAUUUGCGGCGUUUACAUUUUCUUCUCAUCCAGUAUACCUCAAAGCACAAUCUACUAUUACUACAUGACCAUAAUGCAUCGCUGUUUUCCAUAGUACGUUUAAUUAAGCAGUGCUUAGUUCAGAUUAUUCGAAGCAAUGAUGCCACUGUCUCCUCCCAAGAGAGAAACUUGGCUUCACUGCGAGCAAUUAAUACCUAUGGAGGACGUGAAUUGCUGACUAAUAAGAGUAGAAAAAAAAUGCUGUAUCAAUGGCACCGACUCUGCACCACCUCCUCAUGGAAGCUCACUGUAGAUAAUUGAAUAAAAUGUCUAAUCAGAAGCUUGUAAUGUAUGUCUGAUAACACACUGUAUAUUAUUAUGUAGCCGAGAUAUGAGGACACUAGCGAGACACUUGUGUCUGUCCUGUGCAUAAGAGACAGGGUUACAUUAUUACAGCUGACUGGUGAUGCACAGAGAAAACAUGGAAAACGCAUCAGCUCAUUGAAGUCAAUGGACCGUGAACCUGGUCAGCAACAAAACCACCACCUGCGCGUUGAACCUGGUUGUUUGUCUGUCUGUACGUGCAUAUAUAAGACACCGUGAACAGCGUUGCUGUCGCUCUCCACUCUCACGCACAGAAAACACGAGCGAUGGCGCCGUGCAAAGAAUGAUGCCAUGUCAGAGGUCCUCACUGUAGAUGCCUUUUUGUUUGGGCUGUUGGUCUUCUCUGGCAUCCUGGGAAACAUCUUGGUCAUCCAUGUGGUGUUUCAGUCAGCCAGUGAGAGUCCGGCUCGCAGACUCCCUCCCUCUGACACUAUUUUGGUGCACUUGUCACUGGCCAACCUGCUGACCUCACUUUUCCGCACUGUUCCCAUCUUUGUGUCAGACCUGGGCCUGAACGUGUCUCUGUCUCCAGGCUGGUGUCGAGUCUUCAUGCUGCUGUGGGUGUGGUGGCGGGCUGUCGGGUGCUGGGUGACUCUGGCACUCAGCCUCUUUCACUGCACCACUCUCAGGCGACAGCACGUGGCCUUUGGACCUCUCGCUCAGCAGAGGGAGAGGCGGCGGGUGUGGAUCGCUCUGGGCCUGGUGUGGGGGGUUAACUUGGUCUUCUCCAUUCCGGCUCUGGUGUACAGCACGCACGUUCACGGCAACGCCACUGUGGAGCUGAUGGUGAUCAGCUGCACCACCAGGCCCCUGCUGGGCUGCGUGUGGGAGUUCCCCUCAGCCGAGCAGGGCUCGGCGUUUGCGUCCACUUCGCUGGCGCUUAAUGAGGUGCUGCCUCUGGUGCUGAUGGGUUUCACUAAUCUGGCCACACUUCACGCUCUGGCCAAGCACAUCAGAGCCGUCACGUCAGGGGGGGAGUCGGGCGUCGGUCACGGAGAACUGGACAAACACGUCUCCACGGAGCGCAAGGCAGCCAACGUCAUAAUGUCCCUGGUGUCGCUGUUCGUGGUCUGCUGGGUGCUGCAGGUCGCCGCAGUCACAUACUACAACCACGACGGGGGGCACCAUGCUGAGGGGCUGCUGACCGUGGCUCAUUUUUCCGCCUCGCUGUUCGUGGGAUUCAGUCCGAUGGUGGUGGCACUGGGACAUGGCAAGCUGAGGAAGAGGAUCUCCAGCAUGAUACUGGGGUGGUCUAAAGUCCUUAAAUGUCACAGUAAGGUCACUGAGGAGAGGACUAAUUCCCCAAAGACUGACUCUAAAAAUGGAAAACAAACCAUUUUUGUUGUUCAAAAGAGGGAAAAGACAUAAAUGACGGGGUGCGGUAACUUCUCUGGACACAAAUGUUGACAAGUAUUAAUCAUUUUGCUUGAAUUUGCAAUGUGGUGAUUUUUUUCUUAUUUUUCUGCCUCUGUUCGGUCUUUGUGAACAAAA
Messenger RNA from Solea senegalensis (Senegalese sole), 2281 nucleotides. RefSeq names its product olfactory receptor class A-like protein 4. The transcript has 2 exons. The record is from RefSeq and is a predicted model, not a curated record. The coding region runs from base 1082 to 2158 and encodes 358 amino acids. Gene Ontology annotation, molecular function: G protein-coupled receptor activity. Gene Ontology annotation, cellular component: membrane. NCBI's taxonomy places the organism in Eukaryota, Metazoa, Chordata, Actinopteri, Pleuronectiformes, Soleidae. Gene Ontology annotation, biological process: G protein-coupled receptor signaling pathway.